CGUCUGAAUGCUGCGACUACACUUUUAUCAGCGAACCAGUGUAACAUUUCUCUGGGCGUAGCCUAAAGCCUGCUCCCCGGCGGGUGGAAUGGCUAUGACGGCGGUGAGAGCGGCGGCAGCGGCCGGGGUCCCGGCGUCUUUGUCCCGCUUCAGGGGAGCGCUGGUGGCGGCUGUGCUGGGAGACUGCAUUGGUGGCGAGUUUGAAGGGGCCGAGGAGGUUCCCAUGGAGAGCGUAAUGCAACACCUGAACGGCCUGGACGAUGAAACGAAAGGAAAUGGUAUCCUUGAAUACAGUGAUGACACUGCAAUGACGCGCUGUGUGGUCCAGUCUCUUCUCAGCAGAGCUGGAUUUGAUGAGCACGACCUGGCUCACAGGUUUGCAAAGGAGUACAGUGCCUCCCCAGGUCGUGGAUAUGGCUCUGGAGUGGUCCAGGUGUUGAAGAAGCUCUCCUCUCCUCAGAUAAAUGACGUAUAUCAGCCAGCCAGAGAUCAGUUUAACGGCCGUGGCUCCUUUGGGAAUGGAGGGGCUAUGAGAGCAGCCCCCUUCGCUCUGGCUUUUCCUGACCUGGCUCAUGUCAAGAAGGUUGCCCGUCUCGGCGCCAUGCUGACACACUCCUGCUCUCUGGGUUAUAAUGGGGCCGUUCUGCAGGCCUUAGCUGUCCAUCUUUCCCUGCAGGGGGCGCUAGCUUUGCCUCACCAGUUCAUAAGCAGACUCAUCACAGAGAUGGAGGAGGUGGAGAGUGAAGAAGCGGCCCUUCGUGAUGCCAGAAUCCUAAAAGAAGCAGAGAAGCCAUUCUGUGAGCGUCUUCACAGAAUCAGAGACCUGAUGGACAGGAGCAAGGUCAGCAUAGAGGAAGUCAUCUCUGAGCUUGGAAACGGCAUUGCAGCUCUCCACUCUGUUCCCACUGCCAUCUUCUGCGUCCUCCACUGUCUGCAGCCCCAGGAAAGCUUCCCGGAGAGCUACAGCGGCCUGGAGAGGACGAUAGCUUACAGCUUGGCGCUGGGCGGUGACACAGACACCAUAGCCUGCAUGGCUGGGGCCAUCGCAGGGGCCCAUUACGGCAUCGAGGCCAUCCCUCAGUCCUGGAUCAGGUGCUGCGAAGGAGCCGACGACGCAGACGUAAACGCAAAGUGGCUCCACGUGCUUUACCACAAGUCGCCACAAGGUGGCAGGAGUGAAACAGAGGACAAGUCUGAAAACGGCACAGAGAAGAAGACUAGAGCUGAAUGAUUCCUCUGCUGGUUGAAAAAAACAUCAGUGUUUUCUAUUUUUGGCUCCAGCUGCUGUUUAGAUGUGUAGGUUUACUGUGAGAAAACGCUUGUUUCUAAAAACUACACGUCAUUUGUCAAGUUUGAACACGGAAGAUUAACAAAAACAUUAAAAUUUUAGAGUCUUAAUAUGAGAAUCUGACACUUCCUGUGAACUUAAGUUAAAUGAAUAAUAUAAAAAGAACUUUUUACACUGUCCUCCUUCCCCGCUGUCCCCUGUUUUGUGCUGAUCAGUGUCUCAUUUGUAGAAACCUGUAACUUGUUUUAUCCUUUUGGUGGUCAUUAAAUUCUUGUAAAUUCA
Messenger RNA from Nothobranchius furzeri (turquoise killifish), 1570 nucleotides. RefSeq names its product ADP-ribosylserine hydrolase (gene adprs). Gene Ontology annotation, cellular component: mitochondrion; nucleus. NCBI's taxonomy places the organism in Eukaryota, Metazoa, Chordata, Actinopteri, Cyprinodontiformes, Nothobranchiidae. The record is from RefSeq and is a predicted model, not a curated record.